Molecule: messenger RNA, 2325 nt
Organism: Oryza brachyantha (malo sina)
Lineage: Eukaryota; Viridiplantae; Streptophyta; Magnoliopsida; Poales; Poaceae
Product: pumilio homolog 24
Exons: 17
Coding region: 34-2016 (660 amino acids)
Biological process (GO): regulation of translation
Cellular component (GO): nucleolus
Molecular function (GO): mRNA binding
Source: RefSeq, a predicted model, not a curated record
UCCAUCCGAUCGCUGCCUCAGUCUCAGCUCGCCAUGGCCGGCGGCGGGGGCGACGUCCAGAGCCCGAGGAAGCGGAAGCGCGACGGCGCGGGGAAGCCCAAGGCGAUGGCGAAGGGGGCAGACGACGGGAAGAAGCGGAAGAGGCCCCACGAUGCCGACGUGGGGCAUGGCGGCGGCGGCAGCGGCGAGGUCAAGGCGAAGAAGCAGCCGGUCACCGCCAAGGAGAAGCGCCUGGCGGCUAAGGAAAUGGCAGAGUCAAGGAAGAAGAAGAGGAAGCAGAACUACAACCUCGAGAAGGAGCUUACUGUACUAUGGGAAAAGAUGAGAUGCCACAGCGUAAGCAACUCAGAGAGAUCUAAGUUGGUAAGUGAGGCUCUCCGUAAAAUGGAUGGGAAAUAUUUGGAAAUUGCUGGUUCGCACGUAACUGCACGUGUUUUACAAACAUGUGUGAAGUGGUGCUCACAAGCAGAAAGGGAUGGGAUUUUUGAUGCCCUGCAACCUGAGCUGUUAACUCUUUCUCGCAAGAAAUAUGCUGUUUUCCUUGUAAAGAAGCUCAUUAAGCUAGCCACUAAAAAGCAGUUUGAAUGGUUCAUAUCUUCUCUUCAUGGUCGUGUUGCUAAACUUCUUCGUCAUACUAUAGGAGCUUCAGUUGUUGACUUUGCAUAUCAGAAGGCAACACCGCCUCAGAAAAGAAGGCUGUUGUUGGAAUUGUACUCUACUGAGCUUCAGCUCUUCACUGACCUCACUGGACAAAAAACCCACAGUUUGUUAGACACAAUUUCCAACCUUGGACUACAAAAAUCAUCUGUCCUGCAGUAUAUGACUACUGUGAUUCAUCCAAUUUUGGAGAAAGGUAUUGUUGAGUAUCCUAUAGUGCACACAGCCGUGUUGGAGUAUUUUACAAUUGCUGACAAGACCUCAGCCACUGACGUGAUUCGUCAAUUUAUCCCCCUUCUUACACAAGGAUCAUCUGUAACCGAUGGAGAUGAACCAUCAGUUGCCCCUGAAUUACAAAAGAAACUGAAAGCUAAGAAGAAAAGGCUGACAGAACCACUUCUUGUUCGAAUCAUGAACACAAGAGAAGGAUUAAAAAUAGGAAUCGCUUGCCUCAAGCAUGGAAGUGCAAAGGAUAGGAAGAAGAUCAUUAAAAGCUUGAAGGGGCAUAUUAUGAAGCUUGCUCUUAGUGAUUGUGGAUGCAUCUUUCUUAUUUCCAUUCUUUCCAUUGUUGAUGACACCAAGCUUGUUACUAAGAUUGUAAUUCAAGAGCUGACAAAGCAUUUGAAGCAGCUCAUUUUUGACAAGAAUGGAAGGCGUCCAUUGCUGCAACUACUUCACCCUCUAUGUUCACGUUAUCUGCCUCCAGCUGAUAUGGCUUGUCUAAACUACCGCGUGCCUUCUCUUAGUUCAAAGGAUGAAGCUUCCGAGAGUGCUUCAGAAGGUAUACCAGAGAAUAAUGUGGAUGUUGCAACUAAUAAGGAGAAAGAUGGUUCAGAAGGGAUGCAGAAUGUGUCCGAAAGCAAAAAGGACCCGUUGCAACGGCGACAUGAAUUGUUGAUCAAAAGUGAACUUGCUGAGGCUCUCAUCCAGACUUGCAUUGAGAAUGCUGGGGAGUUACUUCGAACAAAUUUUGGCAAAGAUGUCUUGCAUGAGGUUGCUGUUGGUGGGGAAGAUAAUGUUUUGGAGGGUGUCACUGACAGGAUCCAGAGCUUGCACAACGCAAUAGCAUCUGAUGCAGCACGCCCGAAGAAAGACACUGAGCAUGCCUUUGAUAACUAUCAUUCCAGUCGUCUAAUCAGAAGACUUGUGCUUGAAUCUCCAGCAUUUGCUGCCAUCCUAUGGAACAAGGCUCUUGAAGGCAAGUGCAAGACAUGGGCCGAUGGACACAGUUCCAAGGUGGUUGCAGCAUUCCUUGAAUCGCCAGAUUCCAAGGUAAAGGAUCUUGCAAAAUCUGAGCUGCAGCCGCUGAUUGACCGUGGCAUUCUGAAAAUCCCAGAGCAUAAAGCAGUUGAAAAAUGAGUUUACCCCCUGUACUGUAUCAUCUACAGCAAUACAAGCAAACGAGACGGACAUUCGUGCUUCUGUACUGGACGGUUUAUUUUGUAACAUCUGUUUUUGUGCCGAGCAAUUUUGUCACCUGUUAAGAGAGUAGCAAUUGCUAUCAUCAAUGAGUUGCCUGUCUUAUGUACUUUUCUAGUUGAACCGCACUUUAGUUUCGAUUUAACUGAUAAAAUUAUCGUAAGAGUUUGUCAGUAUUUGUUCAAUAAUUAUACUGAUCACUUCCGUAACAAAUCAACGUCUUCAAGCCGUGACUGAUAUCUAUGAAGA